AUGUUACCGAAAAUUGUUUUCACCAGAGUUCGUCGUGCCCUCCGCACUGGAUUCAACAAUUUGACCAUGUUAAACCAGGUGGAUGGUUUUAACGGCUGUAUCUUUUUUUAUGUUGGAGAGUCAGCCAAAGUCAUUGACAACUUCUUACCUGACACGGCUUAUUUUUGCGCUUGGGCUUCCGCAAGACACUAG
This is a messenger RNA of Penicillium digitatum Pd1, 192 nucleotides long. Lineage: Eukaryota; Fungi; Ascomycota; Eurotiomycetes; Eurotiales; Aspergillaceae. The record is from RefSeq and is a predicted model, not a curated record.